Molecule: messenger RNA, 798 nt
Organism: Mucor velutinosus
Lineage: Eukaryota; Fungi; Mucoromycota; Mucoromycetes; Mucorales; Mucoraceae
Exons: 3
Coding region: 1-798 (265 amino acids)
Biological process (GO): peroxisome organization
Source: RefSeq, a predicted model, not a curated record
AUGGUCUCAGCAGCAAACAAACCCACAGGAACACUGAAAAAAUCGAAAUUAUUACCCUCUUGGUUGCUGAAAUUAAUUGGCAUCACAUCUUUGGCAACUGCUGUCAUCAGCUUUACAGUAUAUUGGUUCAAAAAGUACCCUCCACGUCGCAAGAUCAGUGCCAAUGAUGACGGCAAUGAGGCAGCUAGCAGCAGCAGCAGCAGCAGCAGCAAUAAUGCAGCAGAGAACACUGCAGAUAAGUGGAGCAAUAAGCUCUUGAAUGGCUUGAAAUCAACAGUUCGGAAGAAUAGAAAGCGAAUGACCAUCUCAUUGAAAAAUACCGUGCUUUGGAAUCCUUCACCUGAUGUAGAGACACCUAUUUAUGCAUUCCGAGAACAUAGCAUCCAAUUGCUGACUCGACUAUCCUAUUUAUACGACAUCUAUGUGUUGGUUCAUGUCAAUUCAAAGGAGGAGCAAUCCAACAUUGAAGCAUUAUUGAGUAAUGCAUCUGUGUUUUCGGAUCUACUCGAUCAUCGCAAAGUCAUUUAUUGCUCAGAGGAGGAGGGCAAGAUUCACAUUAUUCGACAUAUUGAACCAUCGAUUCACAUUGAAGGUGGCUGGGAGAUGGACGAUGGUGAGGAAAUUGUCAAAAAGCUGAAGCCAUUUGUUCAUAAAAUCAUCUGGUUGAUGACAAAGAGAAGAAGAGAUUCGUUUAGACCUGAACAUAUCAAGCAAGAUGAUCGCUCCAUAUUGGGCGCUAAUGUUGAAUUGUCAGAUUCACUGAUAAACACAUCAAUUGCUCAAGAAGUUACACAAUAA